AACGAAAACACGAUAUCAAGCAGACUGAAAAACAUGACAUGCCACCAGAACACAUUAGAAAAGUUAUGAAUGAACACGGAGAUAUGUCGUCUAAACGUUACCGACACGAUAAACGUGUUUAUUUAGGAGCACUUAAGUUUGUCCCUCAUGCUAUUUACAAAUUGUUAGAAAACAUGCCAAUGCCGUGGGAACAAGUCCGUAACGUAAAAGUAUUGUAUCAUGUUACUGGGGCCAUUACUUUUGUUGAUGAAAUUCCGUGGGUAAUUGAGCCGGUUUAUUUAGCACAAUGGGGGACAAUGUGGAUUAUGAUGAGAAGGGAAAAACGAGAUAGGAAGCAUUUUAAACGUAUGCGGUUUCCCCCUUUUGAUGAUGAGGAACCACUUUUGAGUUAUGGUGAGAAUUUGUUAGAUGUGGACCCGUUGGAACCUAUUCAGUUAGAGUUGGAUGAGGUUGAGGAUUCUGCGGUUUGUGAUUGGUUUUAUGAUCACAAGGGUUUAGUUAAGACGAAGUGUAACGGGGAGGGUUAUAGAAAGUGGGAUUUGUCGGUGGAUAUAAUGGCGACGUUGCAUAGGUUAGCAGGGCAGUUGCUUUCGGAUUUGACUGAUAGGAAUUAUUUUUAUUUGUUUGAUGUGGCAUCGUUUGUUACUGCUAAAUCGCUUAAUGUGUGUAUACCUGGUGGGCCAAAAUUUGAGCCUUUGUUUAGGGAUAUGGAGAAAGGAGAUGAGGAUUGGAACGAGUUUAAUGAUAUUGGUAAACUUAUUAUUCGAUCGCCUUUGAGGACUGAGUAUCGGGUUGCUUUUCCUUAUUUGUAUAAUAAUAGGCCGAGGAAAGUUAGGCUGGGCGUUUAUCAUGUUCCUAUGGUUAUGUAUAUGAAAACAGAUGAUCCUGAUUUGCCUGCAUUUUAUUAUGAUCCCUUGUUACACCCGAUAACUUGUUCUGCUAAAAAAGAUUAUAAUCCUGAUUAUGCUGCUGUUGAUUAUGAGGAUGAUGAUUUCUGGUUGCCAGAGGGCGUCGAGCCUUUGCUUACGAACACAGCUUUAUACACGGAUAAUACAGCUGCUGGUAUUUCUUUGUUGUAUGCACCACGCCCCUUUAAUAUGAGAUCUGGCAGGAUGAGACGUGCUCAAGAUAUUCCCAUUGUGUCUGAAUGGUACAAGGAACAUUGUCCUUCAUCGUUUCCAGUUAAAGUUCGUGUCAGUUAUCAGAAGUUGUUAAAGUGUUUUGUAUUGAAUGAGCUGCAUCACAGACAGCCAAAAGCUCAAAAUAAGAAGAACUUGUUUCAGUCUCUUAAGGCUACCAAGUUUUUCCAGUCGACAGAACUUGAUUGGGCUGAAGCAGGGCUGCAAGUUUGUAAGCAGGGUCACAACAUGCUCAAUUUGUUGAUCUGUAGGAAGAAUCUUAACUACCUUCAUCUAGACUACAAUUUUAAUUUGAAGCCUGUUAAGACUCUCACUACCAAGGAGCGUAAGAAGUCAUGGUUUGGGAAUGCUUUUCAUCUUUGUCGUGAAAUCUUGCGUUUAACUAAGCUUGUUGUUGAUGCCAAUAUCCAGUAUCGUUUGGGGAAUGUGGAUGCGUUUCAGUUGGCUGAUGGUCUUCAGUAUACAUUCUCACAUGUUGGACAGUUGACUGGUAUGUAUCGUUAUAAAUACAGACUAAUGAGACAGAUUCGGAUGUGUAAAGAUUUGAAACAUUUGAUUUAUUACAGGUUUAAUACUGGGCCAGUUGGGAAGGGACCCGGAUGCGGUUUCUGGGCACCUAUGUGGAGGGUGUGGUUGUUUUUCCUUCGUGGUAUAGUGCCUCUACUAGAAAGGUGGCUCGGGAAUUUACUUGCUCGCCAGUUUGAGGGGAGGCAUUCAAAAGGGGUAGCUAAGACUGUUACAAAGCAACGUGUUGAAAGUCAUUAUGAUCUUGAACUUCGUGGUGCUGUGAUACAUGAUCUUGUUGAUGCUAUGCCAGAGGGAAUAAAGCAGAAUAAGUCAAAAACAGUUAUACAGCAUUUAAGUGAAGCAUGGCGCUGUUGGAAGGCAAAUAUCCCAUGGAAGGUUUCUAGUUUACCGGCUCCUAUUGAGAAUGUGAUUCUUCGAUAUGUGAAGUCAAAAGCUGAUUGGUGGACUAAUGUUACUCACUAUAACCGUGAACGUAUAAGGAGGGGUAGCACGGUUGAUAAGACCGUUUGUAAGAAAAAUUUGGGGAGAUUGACUUGUCUUUGGCUGAAGUCUGAACAGGAACGCCAGCACAACUACUUGAAAGAUGGUCCAUCUGUGUCUCCAGAAGAAGCCGUGGCUAUUUACACUACCACGCUUCAUUGGUUGGAAUCUAGAAAGUUCACAACCAUACCUUUUCCUCCAUUGUCUUACAAGCAUGACACAAAGCUUCUUAUUCUUGCUCUCGAGAGGCUUAAGGAAUCUUACAGUGGUAAUGUGAGGUUAAAUCAGCUCCAAAGAGAAGAAUUGGGAUUGAUUGAACAAGUUUAUGACAAUCCACAUGAGACGUUAGCAAGAAUUAAGCGUCAUCUUCUUACCAUGCGUGCUUUUAAAGAAGUUGGCAUUGAGUUUAUGGAUUUAUACAACUGUCUGGUUCCGGUUUAUGAGAUUGACCCUCUCGAGAAGAUCACAGAUGCAUAUCUUGAUCAGUUCUUAUGGUUUGAAGCUGACAAAAAGCAUCUCUUUCCGAAUUGGAUCAAGCCUGCAGAUUCAGAACCGCCACCACUAUUGGUUUACAAAUGGUGCCAGGGGAUAAAUAACUUGCAGGGUAUAUGGGACACUGGUGAUGGGGAGUGUGUAGUGAUGCUUCAAACGAAGUUUGAGAAGCUCUUUGAGAAGAUUGAUUUUACUAUGCUUAACAGGCUUCUAAAACUGGUCCUUGAUCACAAUAUUGCUGAUUAUAUCACAGCAAAGAACAAUGUUGUGUUGUCAUAUAAAGAUAUGAGUCACACGAACUCAUAUGGGCUGAUACGUGGGCUUCAUUUUGCUUCUUUUGUGGCACAGUAUUAUGGGUUGGUAUUGGAUCUUUUAACUCUUGGUUUGACCCGUGCGAGUGAAAUUGCUGGUUCACCACAGAUGACUAAUGAGUUCGCCACUUUCCAGGAUACCAAAGUUGAAACAAGACAUCCAAUACGACUGUACUCCCGGUACAUCGAUAAAGUGCAUAUGCUAAUCCGAUUUACACACACAGAGGCUCGGGAUCUGAUUCAGCGUUUUCUCACGGAGCAUCCUGAUCCCAACAAUGAAAAUAUGGUUGGUUACAAUAAUAGAAAAUGCUGGCCCGGAGAUGCAAGAAUGAGGCUCAUGAAACAUGAUGUUAAUCUUGGAAGGAGCGUUUUCUGGGACUUGAAGAAUUGUCUUCCUCGGAGUAUCACGACCCUGGAGUGGCAGAAUAGCUUUGUUUCUGUUUAUAGCAAAGACAAUCCCAACCUUCUAUUUAGCAUGUGUGGGUUUGAGGUCCGUAUAUUGCCUAAAGUAAGAGUAACUCAGGAGGCAUUCAGUAAUAUGAAAGAUGGAAUUUGGAAUCUGCAGAAUGAAAUGACAAAAGAGCUUACUGCAGUUGCUUUCUUACGUGUUGACGAUGAACAAAUAAAAGAGUUUGAAAAUCGUGUUAGGCAGAUUCUUAUGAGUUCAGGGGCUACAACAUUCACAAAAGUUGUUAACAAGUGGAAUACAGCUCUAAUAGGUUUAAUGACAUACUUCCGGGAAGCAACUAUUAACACGCGUGAGCUAUUAGAUCUGUUGGUCAAAUGUGAAAACAAAGUACAAACACGUAUCAAGAUUGGCCUGAACUCAAAAAUGCCUAGCAGGUUCCCGCCUGUGAUUUUCUACACACCUAAGGAGAUUGGAGGGCUUGGCAUGUUAUCAAUGGCUCACAUCUUGAUUCCACAGAGUGAUUUCCGUUACAAUCGGCAGACAGAUGUUGGGAUUACACACUUUAGGAGUGGUAUGAGUCACGGGGCAGACCAGUUGAUUCCAAAUCUGUCUCGUUAUAUUCAGUCAUGGGAAAGCGAGUUCAUUGAUUCACAACGUGUUUGGGCAGAAUUUGCUAUCAAGAGACAGCUAGCACAGUCCACUAACAAACGUUUGAGCGUUGAAGACUUUGAUGACACUUAUGAUCGUGGAAUACCGAGGAUCAAUACGUUGUUCCAGAAGGAUAGACAUACAUUAGCAUAUGACAAAGGAUGGAGGGUGAGGACAGAAUAACAAUAUCAGAUUCUGAAACAAAAUCCAUUCUGGUGGACACACCAAAGGCAUGAUGGUAAACUUUGGAACUUGAAUAAUUACAGAACCGAUGUUAUUCAAGCACUUGGUGGUGUUGAGGGAAUUCUCGAGCAUACAUUGUUCAAGGGAACAUAUUUCCCAACUUGGGAGGGUCUUUUUUGGGAGAAAGCUUCUGGUUUUGAAGAGUCAAUGAAGUACAAGAAGCUAACAAAUGCACAAAGAUCUGGGCUGAACCAGAUUCCAAACCGCAGGUUCACACUUUGGUGGUCGCCCACUAUUAACCGGGCGAAUGUUUAUAUCGGUUUCCAAGUGCAGUUAGAUCUGACAGGAAUAUUCAUGCACGGAAAAAUACCGACCUUAAAAAUCUCUCUUAUUCAAAUCUUCCGUGCUCACUUGUGGCAGAAGAUUCACGAGAGUGUGGUGAUGGAUCUCUGCCAGGUAUUGGAUCAAGAGUUGGAUGCAUUGGAAAUCGAGACUGUGCAGAAGGAGACAAUCCAUCCAAGAAAGAGUUACAAAAUGAACAGUUCCUGUGCCGACAUUCUUUUAUUUGUUGCACAUAGAUGGCCCAUGUCAAAACCAAGCCUGGUAGCCGAGUCAAAUGAUGUCUUUGAUCAGAAAGCAAGUAAUAAGUACUGGAUUGAUGUGCAGCUUCGUUGGGGUGAUUAUGAUUCUCAUGACAUCGAGCGCUAUACAAGGGCCAAGUUCAUGGACUACACUACUGAUAACAUGUCCAUCUAUCCAUCACCAACAGGGGUGAUGGUUGGAAUAGAUCUCGCCUACAACCUGCAUUCAGCUUUUGGUAAUUGGUUCCCUGGUUCAAAGCCACUUUUAGCCCAGGCCAUGAAUAAGAUUAUGAAGUCAAAUCCGGCUCUAUAUGUGUUAAGGGAGCGUAUAAGGAAAGGGCUGCAGCUAUACUCUUCAGACCCAACUGAACCAUACCUGUCAUCUCAGAACUAUGGAGAAAUCUUCAGCAACCAGCUUAUGUGGUUCGUUGAUGAUACAAAUGUGUACCGUGUGGAAGCUCGCAAGACUUUUGAAGGAAAUAUAACAGCAAAACCAAUCAAUGGUGCCAUUUUCAUAUUUAAUCCUCGCACGGGUCAGCUAUUUCUGAAGGUCAUUCAUACAAGCGUGUGGGCUGGUCAGAAACGUCGUGGUCAACUGGCUAAGUGGAAAACAGCAGAAGAAGUGGCUGCUCUUGUUCGUUCUUUACCCGUUGAGGAACAACCAAAACAAAUCAUUGUCACUCGUAAAGGCAUGCUGGAUCCUCUUGAAGUUCAUUUACUGGAUUUUCCUAAUAUUGUCAUUAAGGGGAGUGAGUUACAGCUUCCUUUCCAAGCGUGUCUAAAAAUUAUGAAAUUUGGUGAUCUGAUUCUGAAAGCAUCCGAACCACAAAUGGUUUUGUUCAAUAUAUAUGAUGAUUGGUUGAAGAGUAUAUCAUCAUACACAGCUUUUCCGAGGCUUAUAUUGAUUCUGAGAGCUUUACAUGUGAAUAAUGAGAAGGCAAGAAUGUUGCUUAAACCUGACAAGACUGUUGUCACCGAGCCGCAUCACAUCUGGCCGUCCCUUACUGAUGAUCAAUGGGUGAAAGUUGAAGUUGCUUUACAAGAUCUCAUUUUGUCUGAUUAUUCAAAAAAGAAUCAUGUUAAUACGUCAGCACUGAGACAAUCCGAGAUACGUGAUAUUAUUCUUGGUGCUGAAAUUACUCCACCUUCUCAGCAGAGGCAACAAAUAGUUGAGAUCGAGAAACAGGCAAAGGAAAGCAGUCAAUUGACAGCUGUCACCACCAGAACUACCAACAUCCAUGGCGAUGAACUUAUCGUGACCACCACUAGUCCUUUUGAGCAAGCUGCAUUUGCUUCCAAGACUGAUUGGCGUAUGAGGGCAAUAUCAGCUGCAAACCUUCAUCACCGUGUGAAUCAUAUAUAUGUGAGCUCAAAAGACUUAAAUCAGACGGGGUAUACAUACGUCAUGCCAAAGAACCUUUUGAAGAAAUUUAUAUGCAUAGCAGAUUUAAGAACACAGAUUUCUGGCUACUUAUAUGGGGUUAGUCCUCCUGAUAAUCUUCAAGUUAAAGAAAUCCGCUGCAUCGUCAUGCCACCACAAUGGGGUACACAUCAACAAGUCCAUCUUCCAUCAAGUAUCCCUGAACAUGACUUCCUUAAAGAUCUGGAACCGUUGGGAUGGAUGCACACACAACCAAACGAGCUUCCUCAGCUCUCACCUCAUGAUAUUUCGUUUCAUGCACAGAUUUUGGAAAAUAAGAAGCAAUGGGACAGGGAGAAGUCUAUUAUUCUGACUUGUAGUUUCACUCCAGGAUCAUGCUCGUUGACUGCUUAUAAACUAACUACAGCAGGUUACCAAUGGGGCCGUGCAAAUAAGAAUACAGGAAGCAAUCCGCAUGGUUAUUUACCAACUCAUUAUGAGAAGGUCCCAUUGCUUCUAAGUGACCGUUUCCUUGGUUUCUACAUGGUUCCUGAUGAUGGUCUGUGGAAUUACAAUUUUAUGGGAGUGAAGCAUACAGUUAGCAUGAAUUAUGGAAUAAAGCUCGGGAAUCCACAUGAAUAUUAUCAUGAAGAUCACAGGCCGACACAUUUUUUGGAGUUUAGCAAUUUGGAAGAGGGUCAUAGAUCUGUGGGAGAUCAGGAGGACACAUUUUCUUGAAGCUCUACUUGCAGCAGGAAGAGAUUGAUGCAUUCUAUUCUUGCUGUAAGCUGAUUGUUUCGCUCUACAGUGAUGUUGUAGUUUAUAUAUGCAUUUUGUUAAUCUUAAAGUUUUUCAUAACUGAUGCUUACGGACCAGGCGUAUCUUGAAAUUUUGUAGGUUAUUUACUUCCGGUGUUCAUCAUGACAUGUUUCAAUAUUAAUGCAUGAUAUUGCGCCAGAAUUCCAAAUUCUUUAUCCUAUCGGCUCUUUAU
Molecule: messenger RNA, 7122 nt
Organism: Erigeron canadensis
Lineage: Eukaryota; Viridiplantae; Streptophyta; Magnoliopsida; Asterales; Asteraceae
Product: pre-mRNA-processing-splicing factor 8A-like
Biological process (GO): spliceosomal tri-snRNP complex assembly; mRNA splicing, via spliceosome
Cellular component (GO): catalytic step 2 spliceosome; U5 snRNP
Molecular function (GO): pre-mRNA intronic binding; U5 snRNA binding; U1 snRNA binding
Source: RefSeq, a predicted model, not a curated record